AUGCUGUCUCGAAGACUCUUCUCAUUCACGUGUGGAAGGGGGAAGCUCUCGAAGUCGCUCUAUCCUGUUUCUGCCCCUCUGGCUUGCGUACGCAGCCAUGUGGGAGUGAAAUCUGAGGUUCGGGCUUUCAGACACUCAGCGUUCGCUAGGCGCCAGGAUGAGUCCAAGAAGAGCCUACAGGCCGGCUCAGUUGCUGAAAAGCCUGUAGCGAGGUCCGACACGUCAGACGUCACCAAGCCGGAGUCUCUACAGGAUGCCCAGCCGCCCAGGGCUGCACCGGUUGCGCCCAAGAAGGAAGCCCUGCUAUCGGAGAAGGUCAUCUCCAACAAGGAGCAGCGGAAAGUUGAUCUGGCCAUCAUGAGGGAGAUGGUCCAGUAUCUGUGGCCAAAGGGCGACUGGGGCACGAAACUUCGCGUCGGCGGCGCGCUUUCACUGUUGGUCGGGGCGAAGAUCCUGAAUGUCAAUGUUCCAUUCUACUUUAAGAACAUCGUGGACUCGAUGAACAUUGAUUUUCUGGCCGUGGGUGGCACUGCCUGGACGGUGGCGGGCUCCAUGAUCGUGGCCUACGGCGUGACUCGCAUCGGGGCCACCUUGUUCCAGGAGCUCCGGAAUGCCGUCUUUGCCAGUGUUGCUCAGAAGGCCAUACGCAACGUGGCCAAGAAUGUCUUCGCACAUCUACUAAGACUCGACCUAAACUUUCACCUGUCACGGCAAACUGGUGGACUGACAAGAGCGCUGGACCGUGGUACCAAGGGGAUCAGCUUCUUGCUAACGUCGAUGUUAUUCCACAUCUUCCCUACGGUACUGGAGAUCUCGCUGGUCUGCGGCAUUCUAACGUAUCAGUACGGCGCGCAGUUCGCGGCCAUUACUGCUGCUACGAUGGUGGCAUAUUCAACGUUCACUAUCACGACGACUUCUUGGAGGACCAAAUUUCGCAAACAGGCCAAUGCCGCGGAUAACCAGGGAGCUACAGUUGCCGUUGACACUCUGAUCAACUACGAGGCUGUCAAGUACUUCAACAACGAGAGGUUCGAGGUUAACCGAUACGAUGCGGCGUUGAAGAAAUACGAGGAUGCAUCGAUCAAAGUGACAACUUCGCUGGCUUUCCUGAACACAGGUCAGAAUGUAAUCUUCUCGGGUGCUCUGGCAGCCAUGAUGUACAUGGCGGCAAACGGGGUGGCAAGUGGUGCGUUGACGGUUGGAGAUUUGGUCAUGGUCAAUCAACUCGUCUUCCAGCUAUCAGUACCGCUGAAUUUCUUGGGUUCGGUAUACCGAGAACUGCGGCAAUCUCUCUUGGACAUGGAGACACUGUUCAACUUGCAGAAAGUCAACGUGACCGUCAAGGAGGUCGCAAACCCGCGACCGCUCGCUCUGACCAAAGGAGGUGAGAUCAGGUUUCAAGACGUUUCGUUCGGCUAUCACGCUGAUCGGCUGAUCCUGAAAAACUUGACGAUGACCAUUCCUGCGGGAAAGAAGGUUGCCAUUGUCGGACCCAGUGGCUGUGGGAAGUCGACCAUACUCCGGCUGCUCUUCCGCUUUUACGACGCGGAUUCCGGGAAGAUUCUGAUUGAUGGUCAAAACAUCAAGGAAGUCAGCCUCGACAGCUUGCGAGAAAGCAUUGGCGUGGUUCCGCAGGAUACGCCGCUAUUCAACAACACGAUCGAGCACAACAUCCGCUACGGCAAGAUUGAUGCUUCGCUGGACGAUGUGAAGAAGGCGGCCCAACGAGCACGAAUUGCCGAUCUCAUCGAACGUCUGCCCGCCGGAUGGAAUACCAUGGUGGGCGAACGAGGCAUGAUGAUUUCCGGUGGCGAGAAGCAGAGGCUUGCAGUGGCGCGACUCCUUUUGAAGGAUCCACCACUGCUAUUUUUCGACGAAGCAACGUCGGCCCUGGACACCUAUACCGAGCAGACGCUGCUCCAGAACAUCAACAGUAUCUUGAAGGAGAAGGCCCGAACAAGCGUCUUUGUGGCGCAUCGGUUGCGGACCAUCUUUGACAGCGACAUCAUCUUCGUGCUCAAAGAGGGGCGAGUGGUCGAACAAGGCACUCACGCCGAGUUGCUGGCCAUGCAUGGUCUCUAUGCUGAUCUCUGGGCAGCCCAAGAAGUGUCCAUCGGUCAAGAUAUGACACUGGAGAAAGAACUGGAAGAGGAACGCGAGACUAAGAAAAAGGAGUCUUGA
This is a messenger RNA of Cladophialophora yegresii CBS 114405, 2181 nucleotides long. RefSeq names its product iron-sulfur clusters transporter atm1, mitochondrial. The record is from RefSeq and is a predicted model, not a curated record. NCBI's taxonomy places the organism in Eukaryota, Fungi, Ascomycota, Eurotiomycetes, Chaetothyriales, Herpotrichiellaceae. The transcript has a single exon. Gene Ontology annotation, molecular function: ABC-type transporter activity; ATP binding; ATP hydrolysis activity. Bases 1 to 2181 code for a protein of 726 amino acids. Gene Ontology annotation, cellular component: mitochondrial inner membrane. Gene Ontology annotation, biological process: transmembrane transport; intracellular iron ion homeostasis.